AUGUCGACGUCGACGCCUUCGCCGACGCCGCGGUCGACGCCGACGCCGGGGGCGAAUAAGGGCCCGAUCGGAUGGACGUCCUUGGCCCUCGUCUCGCUCACGGGCGCCGGAUUGCUGUAUUACUACGACGGCGAGCGACACCGGAGGCUGGACGCGCGCAAGGCGGAGGCGAAUCAGGCGACGAACGGGUUCCAAACCGUCGUCGCGGGAGGGAAAGCGGCGGUGGGUGGGGCGUUUACGCUCGUCAACGCCGCGAAUGGGAAGGCGUUCACGGAUGAGAAUCUCAGAGGGCGGUUCGCGAUCCUAUACUUUGGCUUCACGCACUGCCCGGACGUGUGCCCGGAUGAGUUGGAAAAAGUAGCCGCCGUCGUGGACGACGUCGACGCGCGGUUGAGAGAGGCGAAAGAGCACGUCGAUGGUGACGAUACGUUGACCGUCCAACCGGUGUUCAUCACGAUCGAUCCGUAUCGGGACGACAAGAGACGCGUCGCCGAGUACGUCAAGGAGUUCCAUCCAAAGAUGAUUGGCUUGACGGGGACCGAAAAGCAAACCGCCGACGCGGCGAGAAAGUAUCGCGUGUACUUCCGAAAGACUGGUGACGAAAAGGCGAAAUCCGACUAUCUGGUCGACCAUUCCAUCAUCACCUACCUCGUCGAUCCGAACGGGGACUUUGUCACGUUUUACGGCAAGAACACGACGGAGAAGGAAGUCGCCGACUCGAUUUUGGGUCACGUCCGCGCGUUCAGGAGCGCGGCGCGCGGAGAAAAGUAG
Messenger RNA from Ostreococcus tauri, 771 nucleotides. RefSeq names its product Thioredoxin-like fold. Lineage: Eukaryota; Viridiplantae; Chlorophyta; Mamiellophyceae; Mamiellales; Bathycoccaceae. Gene Ontology annotation, molecular function: copper chaperone activity; copper ion binding. The record is from RefSeq and is a predicted model, not a curated record. Gene Ontology annotation, biological process: mitochondrial respiratory chain complex IV assembly; intracellular copper ion homeostasis. The transcript has a single exon. Bases 1 to 771 code for a protein of 256 amino acids. Gene Ontology annotation, cellular component: mitochondrial inner membrane.